AUGUCUGCUGAAAUACCGAAGGCUAUUAAAAAGUUAGCCAAAUACCUCCAGGAUAAUCCUGAUGUGAAAGUUAUAUUCAUGGUUGGGGCUGGAAUAUCAACUUCUAGUGGAAUUCCCGAUUUCAGAUCUCCAGAAACAGGGCUUUACCAUAACUUAUCAAAACUGAAUCUUCCUUAUGCUGAAGCUGUAUUCGAUAUAGAAUACUUCGAACAGAAUCCCAAACCGUUUUAUACUCUUGCAAAGGAGUUGUAUCCUGGUAAUUUCAAGCCGUCUCCGUUCCAUUAUUUGAUGAAACUAUUCGAGAGCAAAAACCGGUUAAAAAGAAUAUAUACCCAGAAUAUAGAUACUUUGGAAAGAGAAGCAAAUAUCAGCGAUGAAUUCAUUAUAGAAGCACACGGAUCAUUUGCGUCAAACCAUUGCAUUGACUGUGGUAAAGAAUUCCCAAAGGAAGCUUUUCAAAAUAAAUUACUAUUAAACGAACAAGAAACCGAUGAGGACGGCGGAAAUUAUGCUACUUGUGAUGGAUGUGGCGGGUUGAUUAAACCGAAGAUUGUAUUCUUCGGUGAAGGGUUACCUACCGAGUUCUUCGAUACGUGGGAUUUGGAUAGCUCUACGAAGGAAAAAACAGUUUGUAUUGUCUGUGGUACGUCCUUAACUGUGUACCCGUUUGCAUCGUUACCCAUGGAGGCACCGAAUUCGUGGCUUAGGGUGCUACUGAACCGUGAGAUAGUUGGUGAUUUCAAGACCUCACGCCAAGAUACUGAUCUGAUAUUCAAGGGCUCUGCAGAUUAUGCAGCCUUUUUGCUUGCCCAAGAGUUGUGCUGGCUCGAAGAUUUGGAAAACCUCAGCGGCAAACAAUUUAAGCCGGAAUCGAAAACGAAAACAAAGGUUCAUAUAAAUAAACCUGAACCUGAACAACAGGAGAAGAUCAACACGAAAGAGGAAGAGGUAUUGAAAGAGGUCACGGAGGAAAUAGCACUUGAGCUAAAUAAUCUAACCAUUAAAGAAUGA
This is a messenger RNA of Kluyveromyces lactis, 1011 nucleotides long. RefSeq names its product histone deacetylase HST2 (gene HST2). The transcript has a single exon. NCBI's taxonomy places the organism in Eukaryota, Fungi, Ascomycota, Saccharomycetes, Saccharomycetales, Saccharomycetaceae. The record is from RefSeq and is a predicted model, not a curated record. The coding region runs from base 1 to 1011 and encodes 336 amino acids. Gene Ontology annotation, molecular function: NAD+ binding; histone deacetylase activity, NAD-dependent.